This is a messenger RNA of Ananas comosus (pineapple), 750 nucleotides long. RefSeq names its product transmembrane protein 230-like. The coding region runs from base 190 to 501 and encodes 103 amino acids. The transcript has 2 exons. The record is from RefSeq and is a predicted model, not a curated record. Gene Ontology annotation, cellular component: endomembrane system. NCBI's taxonomy places the organism in Eukaryota, Viridiplantae, Streptophyta, Magnoliopsida, Poales, Bromeliaceae.
CUCUCUCUCUCUCUCUCUCUCUCUCUCUCUCCGCCGCGUACGACGAUAAUAAUGAGCUCACAUACACUGUGUACACAUUUCCACAAACACCUCAUUAUACUCUCCUCAAAUCUCCCUCUCGAUCUCCCAAAACCCUAAUCCCUCCCCGUCUCUCUCCCUCCUCGCGCUCUCGAUCUCUCGGCGUCGACAAUGGCGUACGUGGACCACGCGUUCUCGAUCUCGGACGAGGACAUCAUGAUGGAGGGCCCGUACGUCGUCCACAACCGCGCCCCCGUCAAGGAGAUCGCACUUGCCGUCGCCCUCCUCGUCUUCGGCGCCCUCGGCGUCGUCCUCGGCUCCUUCAUGGCGGCAAACAACGUCGGCGGGGAUCGCGCCCACGGGGCGUUUUUCGCGAUCCUGGGCGUGGUGCUCUUCAUACCGGGGUUCUACUACACGAGGAUCGCGUAUUACGCCUACAAGGGUUACAAAGGCUUCUCCUUUGCCAACAUUCCCCCCGUGUGAAAGGGGGUUUCGGAUCGUCGUGCGGAUCAUGCGUAAAGAUCUCUCUUUGUAAUCUAUUUCAUCUUUUUUCUUCCUUAUUGUCUUUGUUUUUUUUUUUUCUUUUUUUCUUUUUGUCGUAAUUUUUCUUUAAAUAAUAUGCUCUUUUGGUUUAGUCCAAUGUGAGAGCAUUUGGUCCUUAUUGUGCUUUUCUUGUAUAGUGUACUUAACUGUGAUGAGUAGUAAAUUUGCAAAAUUUAGUUCAAAAUGUUA